Molecule: messenger RNA, 1747 nt
Organism: Piliocolobus tephrosceles (Ugandan red Colobus)
Lineage: Eukaryota; Metazoa; Chordata; Mammalia; Primates; Cercopithecidae
Gene: CLU
Product: clusterin
Biological process (GO): positive regulation of proteasomal ubiquitin-dependent protein catabolic process; regulation of apoptotic process
Cellular component (GO): nucleus
Molecular function (GO): misfolded protein binding
Source: RefSeq, a predicted model, not a curated record
AUGCAGGUUUGCAGCCAGCCCCAAAGUGGGUGUGUCGAGCCGACCGCUAUAAAUACGGCGCCUCCCAGUGCUCACCACCCGGCGUCGCCAGGAGGAGCGCGCGGGCACCGGGUGCCGCUGACCGAGGCGUGCAAGGACUCCAGAAUUGGAGGCACGAUGAAGACUCUGCUGCUGUUUGUGGGGCUACUGCUGACCUGGGAGAGUGGGCAGGUCCUGGGGGACCAGACGGUCUCGGACAAUGAGCUCCAGGAAAUGUCCGAUCAGGGAAGUAAGUACGUCAAUAAGGAAAUUCAAAAUGCUGUCAACGGGGUGAAAGAGAUAAAGACUCUCAUAGAAAAAACAAACGAAGAGCGCAAGACACUGCUCAGCAACCUAGAGGAAGCCAAGAAGAAGAAAGAGGAUGCCCUAAAUGAGACCAGGGAAUCUGAGACAAAGCUGAAGGAGUUCCCAGGAGUGUGCAAUGAGACCAUGAUGGCCCUCUGGGAAGAGUGUAAGCCCUGCCUGAAACAGACCUGCAUGAAGUUCUACGCACGCGUCUGCAGAAGUGGCUCGGGCCUGGUUGGCCGCCAGCUCGAGGAGUUCCUGAACCAGAGCUCACCCUUCUACUUCUGGAUAAACGGCGACCGCAUCGACUCCCUGCUGGAGAACGACCGGCAGCAGACACACAUGAUGGAUGUCAUGCAGGACCGCUUCAGCCGCGCAUCCAGCAUCAUGGACGAGCUCUUCCAGGACAGGUUCUUCGCCCGGGAGCCCCAGGACUCCUACCACUUCCUGCCCUUCAGCCUGCCCCACCGGAGGCCUCACUUCUUCUUUCCCAAGUCCCGCAUCGUCCGCAGCUUGAUGCCCUUUUCUCCGUAUGAGCCCCUGAACUUCCACGCCAUGUUCCAGCCCUUCCUUGAGAUGAUACACGAGGCUCAGCAGGCCAUGGAUAUCCACUUCCACAGCCCGGCCUUCCAGCACCCACCCACGGAAUUCAUACGAGAAGGCGAUGACGACCGGGCUGUGUGCCGGGAGAUCCGCCACAACUCCACAGGCUGCCUGCGGAUGAAGGACCAGUGUGACAAGUGCCGGGAGAUCUUGUCUGUGGACUGUUCGGCCAACAACCCCUCCCAGGCUCAGCUGCGGCGGGAGCUCAACGACUCCCUCCAGGUCGCUGAGAGGUUGACCAGGAAAUACAACGAGCUGCUGCAGUCCUACCAGUGGAAGAUGCUCAACACCUCCUCCUUGCUGGAGCAGCUGAACGAGCAGUUUAACUGGGUGUCCCGGCUGGCAAACCUCACGCAAGGCGAAGACCAGUACUAUCUGCGGGUCACCACGGUGGCUUCCCACACUUCUGACUCAGAUGUUCCUUCCGGUGUCACUGAGGUGGUCGUGAAGCUCUUUGACUCUGAUCCCAUCACUGUGACGGUCCCUGUAGAGGUCUCCAGGAAGAACCCUAAAUUUAUGGAGACUGUGGCGGAGAAAGCGCUGCAGGAAUACCGCAAAAAGCAAAGGGAGGAGUGAGAUGUGAAUGUUGCUUUUGGACCUACGGGGGCAUCUGAGUCCAGCUCCCCCGAGAUGAGCUGCAGCCCCCCAGAGAGAACUCUGCAUGUCACCAAGUGACCAGGCCCCAGCCUCCAGGCCCCCAACUUCGCCCAGCCACUCCCCGCUCUGGAUCCUGCACUCUAACACUCGAAUCUGCUGCUCAUGGGAAGAACAGAACUGCUCCUGCAUGCAACUAAUUCAAUAAAACUGUCUUGUGAGCUGA